CCCUCACAGUUCAGAGGGAAAGCUUUUCUUCUCACAGCAGCAGUGGGGAUUUUCUGACUGCACACGCCGUAUAUUCAUCACAUUAAAAAAAACUCACUCACUGCUGGAAGCGGCGAGAGAAGGACACUUUCCUGGGUCGUGUAUCCCUCCCCUUUCUCACCUCUCUGAUUUGGACAGUCGUUGCUUAUUUUUCAUUCUUAUUAUUUGUUUUUGGACGUUUUCCCCUUGAUAGUAGGCAAUCUCCGUGGCGCACUCAGGUUUCUUGUGAGGACAUGGUAGAUUAUCAUUCUGCUAAUAACCAAUCCUCGUCAGGCGGGGUUCAGACCUACAUGGAGCAAGAGAAUGAUUGGGACCGGGACCUGCUGCUGGACCCGGCCUGGGAGAGACAGCAGAGGAAGACGUUCACAGCGUGGUGCAACUCCCAUCUGCGUAAAUCCGGCACGCAGAUCGAAAACAUCGAGGAGGACUUCAGGGAUGGGCUCAAACUCAUGCUGCUGCUGGAGGUCAUCUCAGGCGAACGGUUACCCAAGCCUGAGCGAGGCAAGAUGAGGGUCCACAAGAUCAACAAUGUGAAUAAAGCCCUGGACUUCAUCGCCAGCAAGGGAGUCAAACUGGUCUCCAUUGGAGCAGAGGAAAUCGUUGAUGGAAACGCCAAGAUGACCCUGGGAAUGAUCUGGACCAUCAUCCUCCGCUUCGCUAUUCAGGACAUCUCUGUAGAAGAGACCUCUGCGAAGGAGGGUCUUCUCUUGUGGUGCCAGAGGAAGACCGCUCCCUACAAGAAUGUCAAUGUGCAGAACUUCCACAUUAGCUGGAAGGACGGUCUCGCUUUCAACGCUCUGAUCCACAGACACAGACCGGAUCUCAUUGAUUACGACAGCCUCAGAAAGGAUGACCCAGUGACCAACCUGAACAACGCCUUUGAGGUGGCUGAGAAGCACCUGGACAUCCCCAAGAUGUUGGACGCAGAAGACAUCGUGGGUACGCUGAGGCCGGAUGAGAAGGCCAUAAUGACCUAUGUAUCCUGCUUCUAUCACGCCUUCUCUGGCGCACAGAAGGCUGAGACAGCUGCAAAUCGUAUCUGCAAAGUGCUGGCUGUCAACCAGGAGAAUGAGCAAAUGAUGGAGGACUAUGAGAAGCUGGCCAGCGAGCUGCUGGAGUGGAUCCGUCGCACCAUCCCCUGGCUGGAGAACCGAACCCAAGAGAAGACUGUAAAUGACAUGCAGGCCAAACAAGAGGACUUCAGAGACUACCGCUGUGUCCACAAACCACCCAAGGUCCAAGAGAAAUGUCAGCUGGAGAUCAGCUUCAACACUCUCCAGACUAAACUGAGACUCAGCAACAGACCUGCAUUCAUGCCAUCAGAGGGACGCAUGGUGUCUGAUAUCAAUGGAGCAUGGCACACUCUGGAAGGAGCAGAAAAGGGCUAUGAGGAGUGGAUCCUCAGCGAGAUCAGACGUCUGGAGAGACUGGAACACUUGGCGGAGAAGUUCCACCAGAAGGCUGCCAUCCAUGAAUCCUGGACUGAUGGUAAGGAGGCCAUGCUGACCCAGAAAGACUACGAGACUUCCACCCUGUCAGAGGUCAAGGCAUUGCUACGGAAACAUGAGGCCUUUGAGAGCGACCUGGCAGCCCAUCAGGACAGAGUGGAGCAGAUCGCUGCAAUUGCACAGGAACUCAACGAGCUGGACUACUACGACUCUGCCAGCGUCAACGCUCGUUGUCAGACGAUCUGUGAUCAGUGGGACAGCCUGGGAGCCCUCACCCAGCGCCGCAAAGAGUCACUGGAGAGGACAGAGAAGCAGCUGGAGUCGAUAGAUGAGCUUUACCUGGAGUACGCCAAAAGAGCGGCGCCCUUCAACAACUGGAUGGAGGGAGCCAUGGAGGACCUGCAGGACAUGUUUAUCGUCCACAAUAUUGAGGAGAUCCAGGGUCUGAUCACAGCCCAUGAGCAGUUCAAGUCCACCCUGGCAGAGGCCAACAAGGAGCGGGAGGCCAUCCAGUCCAUCCAGGCUGAGGUGCAGAAGAUCGCCCAGAGCAACGGCAUCAAGCUGAGUGGAGCAAACCCCUACACCACCAUCACACCUGAGAGCAUCGAUCGCAAAUGGGAAAAGGCUAUGAACAUGGUGCCACUGCGUGACAACGCCCUGCAGGAUGAGCUCAACAAGCAGAACUCCAAUGACACUCUGAGAGCUACGUUUGCCACUCAGGCCAACGCUGUCGGCGCCUAUAUACAGGCCAAAAUGGAGGAAAUUGGCAGGAUAUCUAUUGAAAUGAACGGCACUCUGGAGGACCAGCUGACCAACCUGAAGGAGUACCAGAAGACCAUCAUGUCUUACAUGCCUGAAAUUAACACGCUGGAGGGAUACCACCAGCACAUCCAGGAGGCCCUCAUCUUUGACAACAAAUACACCUCCUACACAAUGGAGCACCUCCGUGUGGGUUGGGAGCAGCUGCUCACCACCAUCGCCAGAACCAUCAACGAGGUCGAGAACCAGAUCCUGACGCGUGACGCCAAGGGCAUCAGCCAGGAGCAGCUCUAUGAGUACCGCGCCUCCUUCAACCACUUUGACAAGGACCACAGUGGGGCCCUGGCGGCCGAGGAGUUCAAGGCCUGUUUGAUCAGUCUGGGCUACGAUGUGGAGAACGACAAGCAGGGCGACAGCGAGUUUAAUCGCAUCAUGGGCAUAGUGGACCCCAACGGCAGCGGCGCCGUCACCUUCCAGGCCUUCAUUGACUUCAUGUCCAGGGAAACGACUGACACGGACACAGCAGACCAGGUCAUCGCCUCCUUCAAGAUCCUGGCUGCUGAUAAGAACUUCAUCACAGCUGAUGAGCUCAGAAGGGAGCUCCCCCCCGACCAGGCGGAGUACUGCAUCGCCCGCAUGGCUCCCUACACAGGGCCCGACGGCGUCCCUGGAGCCCUCGACUACAUGUCCUUCUCCACCGCCCUGUAUGGAGAGAGCGACCUGUAGAGGAGAGAGGAAGAGGAGGGCUGGACAGAUGAAGGAGGGAGAGGAGAAAGAGGGGAGGGAGGUAGAGAGUUUUUCUGUGUGCAGAGGAGACGCCAGGAAAUCGAGCAUUUGGAAGAAUUUGAGUGGUGGUUGUGAGGUGCCCCUGCGUGUGCCGGUUUAGAAAUCAUCAGAACUUUUUAAGACUCUGAGUUGAUUGAACUGUAGUUAGGUUUGGCCUCUGCCGAAUGUUUUCCAUCUCCAUUAUGUCACAAACAGGUUGAGAGUUAUCAAGGUCAAUUUGUCGUAAAGGUUUAUAUGAACAGGCAUUUCCGGGGGCAGCUGUGGGACAAGGGGACAGUUGCUCUGUAGUGUGGGUCCUUAGCUUCACCCUCUCUGCCUUUGUGGGGUCAAACAGGGGAAGGACAUGGGUUAGGUCUUGGGGGGGGUGGGGGACACAAGCUAAUCUGAUACUUAUGCUAAUUUUUGUUUAUUUUAUUAUAAUUUUUUCUUCUUGCCAGGGGGGUUCAGGGCGCAAGGCGGGGGGCAGGGCGGUGUGGGGUUUGACGUGGCGACUGGCGAGGUUUGUGUAUUAGAUCCUAGAGAUAUAUAUGCUGAGGAGUAAGGGGGUGGGAGGGGGGGCGUAUGAUCAACCAGAGAUAAAAUGACUUAAUUACCCAUUAUUUCCCAUGUUGCUGGAUAAGGUGACGUGUCUAACCUCAGCUCUUUUCCUCUUCCUGUCUUUGUUUAUUUCUUUAUUUGUUUAUUUUCUGGAGCAGGUGGGUGGUGGGGUGAGGUCUGUUGGGGAUGGUGGUCGGUGCGGGUGGGAGGGCGGGGCUCAGCGCUGUACAUACUUAUUUUUUCAGUGCGAAGAAUGACACACACACAGUCCCAGUUGUUGAAAAUAAUCGAUCGCAAGUCUUUCCAGUAGGGCAAAGUAGAGUGACAUUUAUUAAAAAAAAUAAAAUGGCAAAACACACAAAUGUAAAAGCCAAUGAUGGUGACACAGAGAGAGCAGUUUCACCAGUGGAUAGGUUUGACCUUCCAGGCAUCUUUUUUUUCUUUUUUUUUUUCGUUUAGCAAUGGAAAAUACUAAUGGAAAAAGUUGUUUGAAGAGAUGAAGUUGAGGCUCCUGUCUCUUGUAUAAAUCCCAUGACAGGCAAACACCAUAGUUAUCCACAAAUAUUUGCUUCUGUGAAACUAUUCUUCUCCUGGGGUGGGCAUCAGGUGCUUAUUUAAAUACAAAAACUAUACAUUUAUAUGAUAGAUAAGACUGUAGUAGUUAGUCCAGUUUUAUAUACCAGACUCACGCACACAUACAGAAAUAUAUACGCGUCAUGUGAUGGAUGCAUUUGAUUGGCUGAAUGAAGGUUCUCGCACUUCCUGGAUUUUUAGGGUUAUGAUGGAAAGAUACCCCUGUGACUUUUGGAAAAAUGUUGGAAGUAAAAAUAAAUAAAAAAUAAAAUAAAUGUGCCUAUUGGUGGCUACAGCCCUGUCCCUCUCUCUAUCUUACUUUCUCCCUACCUCACUCUCCCACUUCUUCCCCCUUCUCUCCCACAUCCCUCCAUCCCCUCAAUUGUCUCUGAAGAAAAGGGAAAGAAAAUUUACUGCAAGGAAGGAGGGAGGGGAAAUCGGGGAAGAGUCUUCAUGUAAACAUUCCAUCAUGUGCAAAUAAAAAAAUAUUGAAACAAAGAUAUUGUUAUGUAAAAUAAAUAAAAACAACAACAACAAAAAAAAACUAUGCAAUCAUAAUGUGUUUAAUAUCUGAACUGUGGGGAAAGUUAUGGGCAUCAAUCAGGCCCUUUCUGAGAAAGUUCCCUGUCUAAAUUAAACAGAGGAAAACAGAUUUCUCCAGUGUUUGUUGGCUGUUAGAGGGAGAGGAGGGGGAGGUCGAGGGAGGGAUAGACGGGGAAGGAACUGAGAAGAAAAGACCAGGACCAAAAGCUUGUUUCUUUUUAUUUUUUUUUCCUUUCUCUUUUUGUCCCCCUUGAGAGAUUGGAGAGAAAUGAACUCUGGAAUUGUGAUUUUCCUUUUUUUGUACUCUUUAAUAUCAAACCUUAUCUGCUGUACUGGAAACUGCAACGCCUUCUGUCUCUAAUGAUAAGUGAGUUUCACAAAGCACACAUAAAAGUUUCCUUACAAAAUUC
Messenger RNA from Micropterus salmoides (largemouth bass), 5095 nucleotides. It is a transcript of the gene actn4, whose product is annotated as actinin, alpha 4. The coding region runs from base 273 to 2972 and encodes 899 amino acids. Gene Ontology annotation, molecular function: actin filament binding; calcium ion binding. The transcript has 22 exons. NCBI's taxonomy places the organism in Eukaryota, Metazoa, Chordata, Actinopteri, Centrarchiformes, Centrarchidae. Gene Ontology annotation, cellular component: plasma membrane; cortical actin cytoskeleton; cell junction. The record is from RefSeq and is a predicted model, not a curated record. Gene Ontology annotation, biological process: actin cytoskeleton organization; muscle cell development.